AUGGGCGAACUCAAGCCGACCGCAGUCCCGCUCCCCAAUUCCGAGCAGUUCUACUUGAAUAGCGAGCAGGGUGAAAGAUACUUGAUUCAAGUAUCUUGGCCGCUACAUUGGCACAGUGACAGCACUUCUUCGUCCGGUUCAUUUCCCAUAAUAUAUAUUGUCGAUGGGAAUGCCCUAUUCUUGACUGCAACCGAGAUCGCCUGGCGUCGCGCACCUGCGUCACAUUUCGCCGGCGGGGGCAUCAUUGUAGCCAUCGGAUACCCAUUGAGCGCAAAGCUUUAUGAUAUGCGGCGACGCACCCUGGAUUUGUCUCCACCAACCGAAACUCGAAUUCCUGGACAUGGAGGCGCCGAUGUAUUCCUUGACUUUAUUCAAAGUGCAGUACGACCCGCGGUCAAAGCCCGAUUUCCACGGGUCUCUGUCUCCAGAGAAGCACUCUACGGCCAUUCUUAUGGGGGGCUGCUUGUACUACACGCGUUAUUUACACGCCCGAAGUCAUUUGAUUGUUAUAUGGCCAGCAGUCCCUCAAUCUGGUGGAAUAACGAAUUCAUUCUGCAGGAAGCGACGGCCUUUCUGAAAAGUGAGCCUUCAAGCGAGAAAUCGCCCUCGCUCAUGGUCUUCUGGGGCUCAGUCGAGCAAAAUCCUCAUCAGUGGGACAAUGAACCUCUUGAAAAAUAUGAAUUAAGAAAGCGAAUGGCCUCGGAUUUCAGAAUGGCUGACAAUGCUCUCAAUCUCUGCGGGAUGCUACGGGGCUGCAAACUGUUGCAUACUGUCCUAGCGCAUGAGUUCGAUGGAGAGGAACACACAAGUGUGAUGCCGUGUUCGACAAAUCGGAGCUUGACGAUGUUCUUUGAAGAUUGGCCUUUGUAUUAG
Molecule: messenger RNA, 873 nt
Organism: Penicillium concentricum
Lineage: Eukaryota; Fungi; Ascomycota; Eurotiomycetes; Eurotiales; Aspergillaceae
Product: alpha/beta hydrolase
Exons: 2
Coding region: 1-873 (290 amino acids)
Molecular function (GO): hydrolase activity, acting on ester bonds
Source: RefSeq, a predicted model, not a curated record